GAAAAAUGAUCAUUUUAUAGUGUAGCCUACAACGGUCACUCUUAAAAGUAUUUCGGCAAAACAAAACACAUUUUUACAGAAAACACGCUAUAACUUUAAUAAUAUUGAUUAGAAAUGUCGGAAACUAGCUCCAAGGAUAAUGUCAAAACGGCAAUGACCUAUAUUUGCGGAGAAUGCCAUCAUGAAAACGAGAUGCGUCCCAGGGAUCCGAUUCGUUGUCGCGAGUGUGGCUAUCGUAUCAUGUACAAAAAACGCACCAAGCGUCUUGUUGUCUUUGAUGCCCGGUAAAAUAAAAACCUGAAAACCUAUGGAGACCCGUCUAAACAAUACUUUUAAGCAGUUAGUUGGUAAAAGAAAGCGUGUGCUUCAAUAAAUGUCGUAACCCCAAAAACAA
Molecule: messenger RNA, 394 nt
Organism: Drosophila erecta
Lineage: Eukaryota; Metazoa; Arthropoda; Insecta; Diptera; Drosophilidae
Gene: Rpb12
Product: DNA-directed RNA polymerases I, II, and III subunit RPABC4
Exons: 3
Coding region: 115-288 (57 amino acids)
Biological process (GO): DNA-templated transcription
Cellular component (GO): RNA polymerase I complex; RNA polymerase II, core complex; RNA polymerase III complex
Molecular function (GO): DNA-directed RNA polymerase activity; DNA binding; zinc ion binding
Source: RefSeq, a predicted model, not a curated record